AUGGCCGGGCGAUCUGCAGGCACUGCUAUCCUGCCUUCGGAGCAUUCGGCCACGGGCGGCUACACCAUCAACUCGACCAUCCUUGUGGAGCUUGAGGAGGCCUCGAUCGCUGACCUGAUGCCUGCUGCUUGUCCGGUUUGCCGCUUGUCCAAAAAGCAAGCCGGCGCGAAAGAAGCCUCAAUCCCGACCGUCUGA
This is a messenger RNA of Symbiodinium necroappetens, 195 nucleotides long. The record is from the annotation of a GenBank genome assembly. NCBI's taxonomy places the organism in Eukaryota, Dinophyceae, Suessiales, Symbiodiniaceae.